AUGGGUAUAUGUACUUCUUCUCACAUUGAAAGGGGAGGUGGAGGAAUGAAUUGGCCAUCCACAGCCAAGGUGAUUCAAAAGGAUGGGAGGCUCCAAGAAUUCAGGCAGCCCAUUAAAGCUGGACACAUCCUCUUCCACAAUCCAAAUUGCUUCCUUUGCAGCUUGGAGACCAUGUACGUCAGCUCACGUGCGCCUCACGUGCCCGACGAUGAGGAACUCCAGCUUGGCCAAAUCUAUUUCCUCAUGCCAACAUCAAAAUCCCACACACCACUUUCAUUGCAAGACUUGUGCACACUAGCCAUCAAGGCUAGCACUGCACUUGGUGGCUCAAACAUGGGAAGUACAACCUCAAAGGCAUCACCGUGCACCGAUAUGAACGGUGUUCAACCUCUGUCUGGACCGCAAGGGUAUUAUAGAAUUCCAACGGACUUUGAAGGCAUUGGAAUGAAUUCUCCGGUAGCGCGUGGCAACCGGAGAAUUGAGUUCUAUGACUAG
Messenger RNA from Ilex paraguariensis (yerba mate), 495 nucleotides. NCBI's taxonomy places the organism in Eukaryota, Viridiplantae, Streptophyta, Magnoliopsida, Aquifoliales, Aquifoliaceae. The record is from the annotation of a GenBank genome assembly.